AUGGAAGCAAUAAAUCAAGGUCGAAAGCUUAUUAAAGAUAAAGUUCGCGAUGUUAACACGGCCAAAUCUCUUAUUUCUUAUGCAAAGCAGCUACUCACUAAAUCUCGUGCUGCUUGGGCUCCUCCAGAAAAAGGUACAAUUCCAUAUGAUCCACAAUCAUGGAUUGAAGAACUUUUAUUUGUUGCAUAUGUUAUUUCAACAUGUUUUGAACAGAAUCCAAAGCAAUUUACCGAUGAAAAUCUUCAAAAUCAGUUGGUUGCAAUUUUAUCGUACGCUUCAGUACAAUUACGCCAGAUAGAUAUGAUAUCUUCAAUCAUCGAUUCGAUUGUUCAGUCGCUUAUUUGUCCAAAUUUAGUUAUUCCAGAUUAUAUUUUACUUCAUAACCACAACGCAGUUCAUUUAUUACUUAACGUUUAUGAGUCUGAAAUUUCAGAUGGUGUUCUUUUAUCGGCAUGCAUCUGCCUUGCAAAAGAUAAAAACUUUUACCACUCAGUUGACAAAUAUUUACCAAGAAUAGAACAGAAGUAUCCAGCAGGAGCAGCAUCACUGAAAGCUGUCCUCAUCAUGCAAAACAUUUCCAACUCUCAAAUACCAGAAAAAGCUCAAGAAGCUUUGACAAUAAUAAAUAACGCGCUUUCAAAGGAACCUAAGAACCCACAGCUCUUAUACAACGCUGCAGUCUUAUGUCUCAAGCUCCACAACAAGGAGAAAGCCUGCGAAUACGCUAUUAAAGCUUUGGAAUCAAAUCCGGCUCUUCCUUACACUGUUCUUUUAGUUAUGAAGUUACUGAGGUCUAACUGUGAUUUUAAGGCAGCUCUUGACCUCGCUGAUCGUUCUCCGUUAGAAGCAGGCUAUUGGUCAAAAGAAAUCGUAAUCGAAGCUUGUCUUGUAGCCGCUGAGUCCGGAAACAAGCAAAAGAUCGAGAAAUACUUUACUAGACUCCGAAAAUACUGGCGCCAGGACCCAGAAGCACUUUAUGCAACUGUCAAAACAUCAUUGAUGCUUAAUAACAUAGCCUAUGCAUCAGAAUGUUUUACAUUAUGGUCAGAGUUCGACCAACAGUCGGCAGAAUUCUUCUACGCCUAUUCUCAGCUCUGCAUUUACUCAAAUGAUCUGAAAGAAGCGGAAAGACAUCUCAUGUAUGCAAUUGAUAUUGAUGGAUCUUGCGCUGAAUACCACUCUACACUUGCUCUUGUCCUUCACAAGCGUGGAAAACCAGAAAUGGCAAUUGAAAGAGCCAAAUUCGCAAUUGAUCUUGAUCCUGACUGCAUACAUUCGUGGCUUGUCCUCGCAAAUGUUAGUGAUGGAGAUGUUUCGGCCAAUGCUCUCAAGAAAGUACAAGAUCUCAGAUCUACAACUGUUGAUAUGACUGGAGUUGAAUUAGUAAUAUGCAGUGGUGAUAGUCGUGGAUCUUUCUCAAUAGAAUAA
Molecule: messenger RNA, 1428 nt
Organism: Trichomonas vaginalis G3
Lineage: Eukaryota; Parabasalia; Trichomonadida; Trichomonadidae
Product: cellulose synthase operon protein C family
Exons: 1
Coding region: 1-1428 (475 amino acids)
Molecular function (GO): protein binding
Source: RefSeq, a predicted model, not a curated record